This is a messenger RNA of Sinocyclocheilus grahami, 2300 nucleotides long. RefSeq names its product prominin-1-A-like. Gene Ontology annotation, cellular component: cilium; cell surface; apical plasma membrane. The coding region runs from base 279 to 2300 and encodes 673 amino acids. NCBI's taxonomy places the organism in Eukaryota, Metazoa, Chordata, Actinopteri, Cypriniformes, Cyprinidae. The transcript has 19 exons. The record is from RefSeq and is a predicted model, not a curated record. Gene Ontology annotation, molecular function: cholesterol binding.
UCUCUCCCUCCCAUUUCAGUCUGUCUUAGUCUUUCAUUCUUUUACUGCUUCACUCUUUUAUUGCUUCACUCAAUGCAGCUAAACUUCAGUGUUGACAUCAGGUUUCUGUCAGAGGGAUAAAGACAUCGGAUCUUAAGACUCAUUUGAACUGAACUAAGAGGAACACGCUCAACAAUAGCUGGAGGACUUUAAAUCUAAAACAGUCAGGAAGAUGAGUUUUAGGAUGUGACAUUUGAUGCCCAUAAGAAUCGAGAAAUGACCUAAAAUCUUGCUGGCUAAUGCUCAAUAUGAGGUCCAGAAUGAAAGAAGUUUUUUGGAGUGGCGUUUUGCCGCUGUUUCUCUGGACAUUCGUAAGCGGACAACCGUCCUGUCAUGUAGAGGCGAUAAGAACAGAGCUACAAACUCCAAAGGAAAUACCAACCAAGCUGACCUUCAACAGUGCCUUUAUGUCUCCGAUUGUACAUUCAUUCCUGGGCUCUGUCCAGCCCAAUCCAUUCCCUAAAGAUCUGCUAAUUAGAAUGAUAAAAGAUAAGGAUUACAACACGGAGAAGGUUAAAGAGGUUUUGCAAUAUGAGAUAGGUUUCCUGGUCUGCGUGGCCAUUGGGAUCCUCUACAUUGUCCUGAUGCCGCUAAUUGGCCUAAUCUUUGCCUGCUGUCGUUGCUGUGGUAACUGCGGGGGCCGCAUGCACCAGAAGCAAACAACGAAUAUCCACUGCAAACGAAGAAGCUUUUACUUGUCCACAUUUCUCAUUACUGUACUUAUUCUGGCAGGGAACGUUUGCAUGUUCCUGAGCAGUACAAAUACUUCAGAGACUGUGAUGCACAGCCCCACAGAACUCACCGACAUCUUGGAGAAUGUCAAAGGAUAUCUUAACAUUAUUCCUAAGCAAAUCCAACAAGUGACGAAUGAGAGCUAUGUGACUGUGGAUACGGUCAAAAACAACUUAGUUGAAACAGGGCCUUUGCUUGGCAAAUUGAUCCAGAAUGGUCUUAAGGGUCACCUCGACCCAGCAUUCAACUCCACUACUGAAAUAGGCCAAGUGAUAAACAGCACCAGCAAUGGACUGCUGCAUCUAAAUAAAACCUUGGAGCUGUUGAAACCGAAGGUGGAUGCACUGCAAGCUAAUUUAUCUGCAGUGAGGCAGCGGAUUAACAACACGUUGCAUAUGUCAGACUGUGUAAACUGCACUUCCCUUCAGUCAGAACUGGAUAAACUAUCACUGGAUGGAAGCCUUGAAUUUCCUGAUAAAAAUGACCUGAGGUCUGCUGUAGACAAGGCUAUAAAUGCUGAUGUCAUUGGACAGGCAAAUAAGGGGAGAGACUUUUUUGACAGUAUACCAGAAAAGGUGAAAAAUGAGACCAGACUAAGUGUGCAGGUGGCUCUAUUGGAGCUUGAAACAUUAAAAACCCAGAUCUCAGGUGUGACUAAAGACCUUCCUCUUGAUGUGCUGAAUACUAUCUCAGCACCACUAACAGACGUGCAGAAAUCGAUCAAAGAUUUUUCUCCUCCUAUAGAGAGAUCAAGUCAAAUCAGCCGGGCUGUUGGAUUGAUCCUGAGCUGUCUGAUUUUGCUGGUGGUGAUCUGUAAUUUUCUGGGUCUGCUGCUGGGUAUAGCUGGACUAAAUCCUAAAGACAAUCCCAGUGAACGUUCCGGUGCAUCCAACUGCGGAGGAAUAUUUUUCAUGGCAGGGGUAGGUUUCAGCUUUCUGGUCUCCUGGAUCUUCAUGUUAGUGGUGUUGAUACUUUUCAUAGUGGGAGGUAAUAGCUACACCCUGGUUUGUAGACUGUGGCAAAACAAGGAACUCAUCCAGCUUAUUGACACUCCAGGGCUGAUUCCAGAUUUCAACCUGUCCAAGGCUCUGAAUCUGAAUACAAACCUGAAGAUUGUUAAUGUGUACAGUGACUGUCAAAAGAAUAAGCCCUUGUGGACCACAUUUCAUCUGAAUGAGAUCUUCGACCUAAAUAGUAAAUUAGAUGUUUCAGAGUACACCCAUGAGAUUUAUCAGUCCUUUGAGGGGGCACAAAUCAACAUAGCAAACAUCACCAUCCUCAGUCCAGAGGUAAAGUCCCAGCUAAACAACUUCUCUAGCAGUGCCAGCAGUAUGAACUUCAGCAACAUCAUACAGCAGAUUAAUGAUGUGUCAGGGACUAAUCUGAGUUUAGUAGCAGAAAGUCUGGAUAUCUUGGCUGGCAAACAGAGUAACCAAAAUAUAAAAGACCAACUGCAUGGGGAAGCAAAAGAUCUGCAAGACAUCCAGACAGAGAUCACGUCUCACAUUAUGCCUUUGCUGGUGUGUUAA